AGACCCCCCCGGCUCUCCCCGCAGCCCCCCGCCCGCUCCCGGCCCUGCCUUCAGCUCCUCCACGCGGCGGGACAGCCGCCCGAUGCGGGUGCCCAGGUCCUCCUUGUCCAGGCGGCCCGAGUGCGCCAGCACGGCCGCCACCAGCGAGCCCGCCGGCGCCGCCAUGUUCCCGCUCCCGCGCAGCACCACGGGACGGCGCCGGCGCUAUGGCGGCCGGUGAGUGACAGACUUGAUGGGGCUCCUGCAGGGGAACACGGCGGGAUACAGGGAUGCUGCGGGACACAGGGAUGCUGCGGGGUGCCGUGUCUGCUGGAGCAGCCACCACUCAAUCCCAGCCGUCCUCCCCUGCCCCUCCAUGGGUGUCACGGCUGGGGUGAGGAGGCAGGUCGGGGCACCCCAAACAUCCCUCCGCUGCAGUGGGAGGGAGGCUCCAGCCCCCGGCAUCCGGUGCCUGACCGAGGUCUCGGGGCGGGUGGUGCCUCUCCACGUUCUCUCCUCCGAGCAGGGGAAAGAGCUGCCACCGCUUUGUGCCAUGCGGAGGGGAACGGCGCUGGGUGCCUGGGUGCUCCUGGCCAGCCUGGCCGUGGCCAGCCGGGGUGUCCGAGGACAGAAAGUAAACGUGAAAGAAGCCAGUGGGAAGGUGUUCCUGCAGUGUGGAGCGGACAGCAACAGUGAAGUCAUAUGGUACAAAGAUGGGAACUGGAUAGAAAACACAACACAGCUGGACUUGGGUGCAAUUUACGAUGAUCCCAGAGGCAUUUACACAUGUGAAACAGACAAAGGAAAGACAAGCCCUCCCCUCCAGGUGCACUAUCGAAUGUGCCAGAACUGCAUCGAAGUGGACGCUCCCACCAUCUCCGGGAUCGUGGUCGCAGAUGUCGUCGCCACCAUCUUCCUGGCGGUCGCUGUGUAUUGUAUCACUGGCCAGGACAAGGGACGCAUGUCACGAGCUUCUGACAGGCAGAACCUGAUUGCCAACGAGCAGCUCUACCAGCCCCUUGGCGAGCGGGACAACGAGCAGUACAGCCGGCUGGUGCCUGCCAAGGGCCACAAGUGAAGUGGGAAGAUGCUGGGGCCUGUGUGUCCUUCACACCAGGAGUGAUACUGCAGCAAAGCCAUCACCAGUGCCCAAGAGCACCGGUACCCUGCCCUGGCACUGCCUUUGUAAGCUUCCUGCUGGCAGAAGACAAUGUGAGUUUUCCCCUAGAGAGCCCUGCAGCUCCUUGCCGGGAUGUGCUGCUUGCAGCACUCUGCUCUUCCUGUGACCUCUUGCAUUUCUGUAUUCCUCCCAUUAAAGAUAAGUCUAUCCCAUUGUC
Molecule: messenger RNA, 1316 nt
Organism: Strigops habroptila (Kakapo)
Lineage: Eukaryota; Metazoa; Chordata; Aves; Psittaciformes; Psittacidae
Product: T-cell surface glycoprotein CD3 gamma chain-like
Exons: 5
Coding region: 233-1057 (274 amino acids)
Biological process (GO): cell surface receptor signaling pathway; positive thymic T cell selection
Cellular component (GO): alpha-beta T cell receptor complex; membrane; external side of plasma membrane
Molecular function (GO): transmembrane signaling receptor activity
Source: RefSeq, a predicted model, not a curated record